ACAAGGAAAACAUGUUUUUUUUUUUUUUUUAUCUGACUGUUGUAAACCUGUAGACAGGAGACUUUUGGUUUUUAGAUACUGAAACAUGCAGCUGAAAUGUUGCUGUUCACUUCUUUUUUGUGCAUUUUAAGAUUUUUAAAUUUCAGCCUGUCUCAUGCCUGUUUUUUUUUCUCAACCACAGAUGUCGUAAGCAUGUGUGUGCACUGAAAAACCCUCACUCCCACCUGAUAUACACUGAGAUCUCCUCGUGUUGACUUUUGAGCUUCAGCUGCAGCUCCACAAUAGAAAUAUACGGGUGAUUUGUGAUAUAUCCCCAAACAACAGGCCACAGGAACAAAGAGAAGCUAUUUUCCACUUUGACAGUGCAGUUAAUCAGAUCUAUUGAUGUUCUACACAUAAUUGUUGUAUUGUCCUACAGUUUAUAUAAGUGUUUUGCAGUUUGAAAGGUUUCCCUCAGAAGCUGAAGGCAAAUAGCCAUGUCAGCUCUGCGGACUCUCGCUUUUCUUGCUUUAAUUGGUGAGUUGUUAAAUUAAACUUAAAAUACUUUUUUUUAUUAAGACAUAAAACACAGUAAUUGGGAUUUAUUGGGAUUGAGAUGUGUAGGUUUUGUGUUGUAUCAGUUUCUGAGGGUUGCGUUUUCCUGGUCUCUAAAGGAUUUUUUUCCUCCUUCCCUGAAGGUAUUGCGAGCAGUCAGACUUCAGACUGCUCAUACGGAGGUCUCCUGAAUUAUUUAAACCUGACUUCAACAAACAAUGUUCUAGAAAUCACUCGACCUGUGAAAAACUGGACUACACCAACCCUUGUUCACCUGGACAUGCUGUUGUAUGGUAUUUUAGAAGUGGAUGAGAAGUCUCAAACCGUCACUAGUCACAUCUGGUUCCAAAUGCGAUGGCAAAAUGAAUUCCUUACGUGGAAUUCGUCAGACUUUUGUGGGAUAGACAUGCUGACCAUUCCAAGAUCAAGGCUGUGGAUCCCAGAUGUAACCAUCCAAGAGGAUGCCUCUGAUUCUGGGAGCAUUCAGAACAGUCCACUUAUCACUUUGAUUCCCAGCGGUUCUGUGUUGGCAAAGGGAAUACAGCGGCUGACCUUCACCUGUCAGAUGAAUCUCUUCCUGUUCCCCUUUGAUAUUCAACACUGUAGCAUCACAUUUACAUCCAUGAACUACAAUGGGGAAACUUUAAAACUAGCAACAACAACGAGUGACACAACUCUUACUUCAAUCUCUGAGCGGAUCAUGAUUACACAUGGAGAAUGGCAACUUAAAACCAUUGAGGUUUUUAAUUAUACUCCUACCCAAGAUAAUAAAAGUGAAAUCAAACUUGUAUACAUGAUCAAAAUCAUGAGGAAGCCAAUGCUUUAUGUGAUAAAUUUAAUCAUACCCCUGUUGUAUUUUCUGGUCCUGGAUCUGGCCUCUUUUUUCAUCAAUGAGGCCAGAGGUGAAAAGCUGAGCUUCAAAGUGACUAUACUCCUGUCCAUCUCUGUCUUACUGCUGAUCCUCCAGGACAUGUUGCCCUCCACUGAAGUCAACCUGCCAAUAAUCGCCACAUACUCUGUUACGAUUUUCACUUUGGUGGGGAUAAGUGUCCUGGAGGCCAUUCUGGUGAGCUUCCUAAUGGAGCUUGAUGAUUAUUGUGGUAAGAAGACUCAAAGCUCUGUUAAAACCCAAGUGGAAAUUCAGCUGGAAGCCGAUUAUCACCAGGAGCAUGUUGAAGUUGAAGAGAAAGGCCAGGUGAAUCCAGUUCCUCUGAACAGCCAGAGCGACCACAACCUGCUGAGACUAAUCCUGGAGGAAGUGAAGGCAGCUCGACAGGAAGCUGGAAGUCAAGACAAAGACAAGAGGAAGCCUGGACGAUACAAAAGACUGGCCGAAAUCACAGACUCUGUGUUCUUUGUCCUCUAUUUAUUAACUGUUAUCAUUUUUCUGAUAUAUAUGUAUAUAUUGUGGUGUGAGAACUGUAUUGCAAAUGAUAAUCAUUAGAUGAUGUGUGUUUAAUCAGCCAGUAUAUCCUCUUCAGUUUGACAACGAUUGGUUUUUAAAUAACCACGUAUCACCUGGGAUUUAACACAUGCAGUGAUCAAGUCUAUCUUUUUUCCACAGUUUCUACCCUGUGGAACUGUCAACCUAUAUACAAAUAAGCAUGAUUAUAGCGUGAAAAUGAUCUAGUUUGUUAUAAAUACCGGAUCUUUGGAAAAGCAAGGUUAAGUUAUAUGUUUUUCUGUUCAAAAUAAAGUUGAUUUUUGUUUAUAUCAGUGGCUUUGAACCAGAGUGCUUCUGACAUUUUACCUUAGACCACUGUUAAGCAGGGAAAGUGUGAAAGUUAUUGGGUGGGGAGGGGGGCUGAAUCUUACAUUUCAUCUUAUAAAAAAGCCUUCUCUAGCAUUA
Molecule: messenger RNA, 2383 nt
Organism: Seriola aureovittata
Lineage: Eukaryota; Metazoa; Chordata; Actinopteri; Carangiformes; Carangidae
Product: 5-hydroxytryptamine receptor 3A-like
Exons: 8
Coding region: 596-1978 (460 amino acids)
Biological process (GO): nervous system process; regulation of membrane potential; chemical synaptic transmission
Cellular component (GO): membrane; synapse; neuron projection
Molecular function (GO): neurotransmitter receptor activity; transmembrane signaling receptor activity; extracellular ligand-gated monoatomic ion channel activity
Source: RefSeq, a predicted model, not a curated record